Bactrocera tryoni is the source of this 905-nucleotide messenger RNA. It is a transcript of the gene Tcs1, whose product is annotated as yrdC domain-containing protein, mitochondrial. Gene Ontology annotation, biological process: regulation of translational fidelity. Gene Ontology annotation, molecular function: double-stranded RNA binding; tRNA binding; nucleotidyltransferase activity. The transcript has a single exon. The coding region runs from base 25 to 774 and encodes 249 amino acids. The record is from RefSeq and is a predicted model, not a curated record. NCBI's taxonomy places the organism in Eukaryota, Metazoa, Arthropoda, Insecta, Diptera, Tephritidae. Gene Ontology annotation, cellular component: cytoplasm.
CACAUGCUCUAAUAAUACGUUGGAAUGAAUACAAGAUUAUCGAAGUUUCUGAACGUUUUCUAUCAUCGCAAUUAUAGACACGCUUUAUCGACGUCCAUAAAAAUGCUACAACCUCCAGGGAAAAAAAUAUACAAAGUCCAUGAUAUAAAAGCGUUGCACAUAGCAGUUGAAUGUAUCUUAGAUGGAGAGGUAAUUGGUUUGCCCACAGAUACUGUGUAUGGAUUAGCAUGUAAUGCGAAUAAUGAAAAGGCCAUUCAAAAACUGUACGACAUAAAGGGACGCGAUUGUUAUAAGCCAGUGGCUAUAUGUGUAAAAAAUCUAGAGGACUUUCGACGGUACGGAAUUGCAGACCAUUUAAAUGACUUAUUACUUCAACGUCUGCUUCCGGGUCCAAUUACAAUAAUCAUCGAACGUUCUAAGCAUCUUACUAAUCGUUUUUUAAACCCCAACACAACAAAAAUUGGUAUACGUAUUCCGCAGUUUUCUUUUAUUCAGGAAUUAUGUUCAUUAUUUAGUGAACAACCACUUGCUUUAACUAGUGCAAAUCGAUCCGCCGAACGUAGUAGUCUAAAUAUAAAUGAAUUCGAAUCCUUGUGGCCCAAACUAGGUGGAAUUUUUAACGCAGGUCCCAUAGGCUUAACUGAAGAUAGACGUUCUGGAUCAACUGUAGUAGAUUUAUCUCAGCCAGGUGUAUAUACAAUAAUAAGAGAAGGGGUAGCCCUUAAAACUACUGUAGAUGUGUUACAUGAAUUUAACAUAAAACCCAUAAAAUAAAUUAUAUUAAAUAAAAUGCAUCCUGGAAAAAUACAAAGAUAGAAAAUUUGCAAUGAUUUUAAUUUACAAUAAUUAUACGUACUUCAAAAGCUGUAAAUACAACUCUAAUUACUUUUAUAAACCCUCAAAAA